AUGGAAUUUCCGGAGGUCUUUCCGAAUGAUCUUCUAAGAAUCCCUCCCAAAUGCGAAAGUGAUUUUGAUAUUGUCUUGCUACCGGAUACCAACCCUAUUUCAAUUCUUCCUUAUCAUAUGGCUCUAGCAGAAUUGAAAGAGUUGAAGAUCAUGCCUCCUCGUAGAGAUAACGCUAGGAAUGCAAAUUUCCGGAAUGCAAACGCAGCUCCUCCAGUCCCAGAUCAGGAAGUCUCCAACGCUGAGUUCAGGAAUUCCAUAGAGAUGGUGGAUCAGAUUAUGACCAACCAUAACAAUUGGGUUCAUGCUCCUAUUAUUGAAAAUGGUGGAUCAGCAGUAGCAAUAGUACGUGACAUUGUUAUGAUGAAUCUGACUGAGUUCUUAGGAUCACAAACUAAUAAGGAUUCUCAGAAUUUCUUAGAUGAGAUCAAGAAAAUGAUUGAGAGUAAGCAAAAGUUUUCAGCUCCAGCCUCUUCGUCAGCUAGUGUUCCAUCCUCCAAGAACAGGUAUGGCCAAAAGGUUAGAGAACUAAGCUCUAAGUCUCAGGGAAGUGUUUCAGGCACUAAGAAUUACCCCACUUGCCUUAAGUGUGGUAAGAACCAUCUAGGCGAUUGUCUUGCAAGAAAAGAAGGAUGUUAUGGGUGCGAUCAAUCUGGUCACGGGUUGAGGGAUUGUCCUUCUAGAUAG
Solanum pennellii is the source of this 684-nucleotide messenger RNA. RefSeq lists its product as uncharacterized. Gene Ontology annotation, molecular function: zinc ion binding; nucleic acid binding. NCBI's taxonomy places the organism in Eukaryota, Viridiplantae, Streptophyta, Magnoliopsida, Solanales, Solanaceae. The record is from RefSeq and is a predicted model, not a curated record. The coding region runs from base 1 to 684 and encodes 227 amino acids. The transcript is spliced from 3 exons.